Molecule: messenger RNA, 2830 nt
Organism: Paramuricea clavata
Lineage: Eukaryota; Metazoa; Cnidaria; Anthozoa; Malacalcyonacea; Plexauridae
Source: the annotation of a GenBank genome assembly
UCCAUAUGAAAGAGCCAUUUAAUCCCACUACGAUAUGCAAUGAAUAUUUAACGAACUAAUCUUCGAGAUAACAGCGCACACAACUCGAAGCCAAAGAGAACAAGAUGUUUUUUCGAGUACAAGCUUUCGUAUUUCUGUCGUUCUUCCUAGCAAAGUUCGUCUACACAAGGGAGAAAAGGUCUGAAUUUUGUCUUCGCGCGCAAGACUCUAUCCACGAGUUCACUGAUGAAGACCUCAGGGGAAGAACCGUUGAUUUUAAGAACUAUCGGGAUAGCAUUAUUUUGCUUGUGAAUGUAGCUACGUUUUGUCAGUACACGUAUCAAUACUUGGGCCUCAACAGCUUGCAGAAAAAGUAUAGAAGUUCCGAUCGAUGUGGUUUGAAGAUUUUGGCCGUUCCAUGCAAUCAGUUUGCGCACCAGGAGCCAGGGAACGAUGCAGAAGAGAUCUAUAACGGUCUUAAAUAUGUCAGACCUGGUCGAGGCUUUGAACCGCAGAUGGCUCUGUUGAAGAAACGGGACGUGAAUGGCAGGAAUGAAGAUGAUUUGUAUACUUGGUUGAAGGUAAGAUAUAAUAAGAGGGCGGGUCUGUGAUGAUUACAGUCAGAUAUAUUUGCCUGUAUGUUUGACGGGAAUCUUACAAAAUAAUUGAACUGAUAGCUGAUGAAAACGCAGCAUUUUUGGCAUUGACAAACAUGUUACUGACAGCUGACAUCCACAUGCACAAACUCUCAUUAAUGUUUAGCGAUAUAUGAGUCCUGUAACUAACACUCUGGUUCAUGUUUAAUUAUAUAGAACCUUCAUUAGUUUAUCCCCAAGUGGUAAUAAUUUAUUAACGUGGUGAAUUGUGCCCUCUAUAACAAUAACAUCUUUCAUUUUUCAUGAAUGAUAUCACACUGUCAGUUUCAUUCAUCUAUAUUUCCCUGGUCUAAAAUUAUUGCGUGUAUUUGCUCUUGAGUCCAAAUGUCAUUUGCUUGAUGUAUAAAAGAGUGACAAAUGAUAUAUUUUAAAGUGAUGCUGAAAAAAUGAAGCAGCUAUUUUUGGAACUGACAUCUUGCAAAAUAUGUUGAGACUUAAUGAGAGCGGAGAAAUUGUUUGAAUUUUAGCGGAUACUGAAUAACAUCCAGGAACUCCUAAAGGGUGUCUGAUAAAGCUAAAAGCAAGUGAAAAUAAUGAAAGAUUGGAUGGCAUAGAGAACAGUGGGAUUUUCAAAACAAUGAAAAGGACAUUCCGAUCAUUGGAUCGUGGCACUAUUGCCAUGUUACGGUGCAAAGGACCCAUAUUGCAUGAUUUGAGUUUUAGCUUACAACUGACAAAGUAUAUAAUAUCAUGAUAUUUCACUUUCAACAGACACGUUGUCCAUCCCCAAGCCUUGCAAUCAACGAGAUUUCUGACAUCUACUAUACUCCAGUUCGUAAUGAUGAUAUCAGUUGGAAUUUUGAGAAGAUCUUAUUGGAUCACAAAGGGCAACCAUGGAAACGGUACACGUCAGCAGUGGAACCCGAGGAGUUGGUGAGGGAUAUCGAGGAAUUGAUUGACAUGUGUGAAUCGUAAGAACAAGCCUGCGUGGAAUGAAUAUAUGUUAAUGAAAAUAUGUUAAAGUAGAUUGAAUCUUACCAAAAGUUUAUCAAAAAAAUAAAUGAUUUCCGGUAAAAAUUGUUUUAUUUCAUUGCUUUAUUUCACUACUCGUGGCUACAAAUGUUUCAAAACUAUUGACAUUCAUACAAAUUGUUCACUGUGACGGUGUUGGCUGGUCACUACUCCACGCUGUCCAGUGGACAAGCCAAUUUCCAUCGACCUUUUUCCAAAGAGAAAUUGAUCUGUAAAGAAACAGAUUUCAGUUAUUUAAGCCUCGUGUCAUUUUAGAUGUUUAUCAAAGUCAUGAUAAGAGCUUUAUUACACGAAUCGUCCAGGUUAACCGAGCCAGCCCCGCUUGAGGGUGUGGUCAACACGGAACACACCGAACACACAGAACACUUACUUGUUGUUAUCGAAGACUUUACCGUCUUUGUCAUAAACAACAGAAGCAUUCACUGAAGAAGCUAAUUCACCCAUUGAAACAGCGUCGACGGCAAUGUUCUCAACUUUGCCAACUUUCUCCAUGAACUGAGCCAUGAUAGCGAGGAAUCCCCUCAAUGCUACAAGAGAAACGAUUGGCGGGCAAUAGCCGGUUCCCCUUAUUACGUAUUCUGAAUACAACUACCAUGAUACUUUGCAGGUAUUUUCUUCAUUAUGCAAUAACACGUCCGAAAAGCAUGCUGGUAGUUGUAUUCAGAAUACGCAAUAAGGGGAACCGGCUAUUUAAAGCCUGUUUCCAACUUCAAACGCAUUAUGCCUAUGCAUAUGUGCAGUGAGUAACUUGACUUGGUCUUGCAAGAAAUGACUUGCUACAAACGCAAGUCAAAGGUAAAUUCGUAUAUAUCUCAUGAAAGUGAGACCCCGUUUACACUGUAGCGGAUUCGCUGGUCACGACAUCAGUUUUAACAGUCAAUGAAACAGCCUACACAUUUAUAAUGGUAGUAACAAGCAGAAACAUACGGAAGUUAUCGAAAACAUAAACCUUUGUUGUUAAACGUUGCUCCUGGACAGCAAACGAAGAUGUCGUGACCAGCCAACCCGGUACAGUGUAAACGGGGUCUGAGGGGCCAUAGUUUUCCCAAAACACAUGAAGAAAUAUACCAUCUUUUCCAACCAACAUUGGUGCACCAGCUGGCAGAACUCGACAGUCAUCAGUGUAGAAAUUGACCAUCUCGUCUUGUUUUCCCGCCAACAUUGCUUCUUCCAUUUUUUUCAUCUGAGCUUGGAUUUCCGCCUUGAUAUCUGGAAAUGUUUGA